This is a messenger RNA of Diceros bicornis minor, 5290 nucleotides long. RefSeq names its product ST3 beta-galactoside alpha-2,3-sialyltransferase 6 (gene ST3GAL6). The transcript has 12 exons. The record is from RefSeq and is a predicted model, not a curated record. Gene Ontology annotation, biological process: glycolipid biosynthetic process. NCBI's taxonomy places the organism in Eukaryota, Metazoa, Chordata, Mammalia, Perissodactyla, Rhinocerotidae. Gene Ontology annotation, molecular function: beta-galactoside alpha-2,3-sialyltransferase activity. Bases 1211 to 2206 code for a protein of 331 amino acids.
UCUACACAGAGAAGCAGGGCCCAGGGGACCCUGGACAGGGCUCCUCUCUUCCUCUGAAAUAAAUCCAUAUACUCACUCAGUUUCACCUUCAUGCAGAAAACUCUCCAUCACUAGCCUCGAUUUCUCAGCCUCUCUGCAGACUGAGUAUCUAGUUGUCUCUAAGUGCCUGGGUUAGCAGGUGGCAUCUGAAACCAGAUACGAAAAAUUAAUUCAAUUAAGUCAAAUCAAUCGCAAUUGGUAUCUUUUGCAAGGUAAUGAUUGUUGCAAGAGGCGACAUUCUAAAUAACACAGAGCCUGGCCUCUUCCUGAGCUCCGGCUCCUGUCCUCCCCGCUGCGUCUGUGUAGGCUGUUGUGGGAGGCUCGUGCUCUUUUUAGAGGAGAGUUUCAGUGGAAAUGUGCUGGUCUCUUGGCAUGUUUGACAUUUCAUUUCUAUUGGUGUUGUGGAUGAUCUUGGCAGUCUUCGCGUAGCAUUUGAAUCAUGAAAGUUUAGGUCCAAGCUGAUGUCUCCUGGUAGCGCUGGUUUGUCUGAAAUGGACCGUUUUUAUCAGGUGCCAAGGCAGCUGGUCAUCAGCUAUAUGUUACCCUCUGGGGAGGCUGGGGACACUCUUUAGAGAGCAAAUUGUUUUUGAGAUUCUUUAGCCAGAUGCCCUGCUCAUUUAUUAACUUACCUACUUAACGUAACUAAAUAACUCGCUUUCAGCUUUUUGUGCCUGUGUCUUCCUGCUUGAUAAGAUCUGGAGCACGUUUCUAUUGGAGAGGGCCGCCCUAUGUCUCUCUCAUUCACUCGUGUCCUCUGUACCUGGUGCCGGGUCCAGCACACUGCAGAUGGAGCAAACGUCUGCCAAAUGACUCGGGUUUCAGAGCAGCAGCUCCUUCUGUCCUCUCCGCAGUGAACAAUGAAGCUGUGUAUACAUGGAGAGAAGCUGAAAAGAAGACCUGGUUCUUUCAUUACCGGGUUGCUUUGGAUUAAUUGAGCUGCAUGGGUUAGUUUUUUCAAGGAGACGGAGCUGGAUCCUGUGGAUAACAGCACGCGCAAGGGAAGGAGCAGCACCACCCUCUCUCUGUCUGGGGUGACUUCUAGUGGAGAGGCUCCAGCAAGUGAGCAGACAGCCUCCCCAGGCUCCAGCACCACCUCCUUCACCACCUCCUUCCCCUCCAGGAGCAGAGGGCCUUUGGGGAACAGAUUCCUAAAAGUGCAGGUGGGCCAGCCAUGAGAGGGUACCUCGUGGUCAUAUUCCUGAGUGCUGUCUUCCUCUACUACGUGCUCCAUUGUAUAUUAUGGGGAACAAAUGUCUACUGGGUGCCUCCGGUGGAGAUGAAGCGGAGAAAUGAGGUCCAGCCCUGCUUGUCACAGCCGGCUUUUGCCUCUCUCCUGAGAUUUCAUGAGUUUCACCCUUUUCUGUGUGUAGCUGAUUUUAAAAAGAUUGCUUCCUUGUAUGGUGGCGAUAAGUUUGAUUUGCCCUAUGGGAUAAGAAAUUCAGCGGAACAUUUUCGACUUGCUCUGUCAAAACUGCCGAGUUGUGAUCCUUUUGACGAGUUUGACAAUGUGCCGUGUAAAAAGUGCGUGGUGGUUGGUAAUGGAGGAGUUUUGAAGAAUAAGACGUUAGGAGAAAAAAUUGACUCCUAUGAUGUAAUAAUAAGAAUGAAUAACGGUCCUGUUUUAGGACACGAAGAGGAAGUUGGGAGAAGGACAACCUUCCGACUUUUUUAUCCAGAAUCUGUUUUUUCAGAUCCCAGUCACUAUGAUCCUAACACCACGGUGAUUCUCACUGCUUUUAAGCCACUUGAUUUAAAGUGGCUGUGGGAAUUGUUGACGGGUGGCAAAAUAAACACUAACGGUUUUUGGAAGAAACCAGCCUUAAACUUGAUCUAUAAACCUUAUCAAAUCAGAAUAUUAGAUCCUUACAUCAUCAGAAUGGCAGCUUAUGAACUGCUUCAUUUCCCAAAAGUGUUUCCCAAAAAUCAGAAACCCCAACACCCGACGACAGGAAUUAUUGCCAUCACACUGGCGUUUCACAUCUGUCAUGAAGUUCAUCUUGCUGGUUUCAAAUACAACUUUUCCGACCUUAAGAGUCCCCUGCACUACUAUGGGAAUGACACCAUGUCUUUGAUGAAUCAGAGUGCCUAUCACAAUGUGACUGCAGAGCAGCUCUUCCUGAAGGACAUUAUAGACAAAAACUUUGUAAUCAACCUCACUCAAGAUUGACCCUACAGACUCAGAAGAUGAUGCUAACAGUAUUAGUUUUAUUUUUAUACUGCAAUUUUUAGUUUAUUUUUAAAUAUGUUGGAUGCACUCGUCAAAAAAUUAUGUAUAUUGUCUGUUGCUGCCUGGUGAUUCAUAACCGCCAGGUUUAUUUCUGUGAAUAUAUUUAUGAAAAACAAGAUAUGUUUAAUGAUCAGGGAAAUAACUUUUGACAUCAUGUUUUUAAAAUAAGCUAGUUUUCUGAGGUGUUUUUAAACGUUUUUUUAAUGGCUAGUUCGUCUUAGACUUUUGAAGGGAUGUGAUUUCCUAAUAAGGGGAUUUAGUUUACCACAAUGAAUUCUGAAUGUAACAUGACAUUUUGAGAGGUGCAUUUGGCUGCUGUAAAUUGGUGGGGAAUUGGCACGUGGUUGUGCCUGGAUGUGGAAAUGAAUCACUUCAGGCCAAUAUCUGGAUGAUUGUUUAAAUCCUUUUUGUUCUAUCAGUGGAACUUGAUUGGAAUCUUAAACCAGCCCUGAAUACAGUAGAUGGUUAGGGAAACCUACCAUCAUACUGGUUUAGUUAAGUGUUUUUUCCUGCAAUUAAGCAAACCAUUACUGAUUGAUUAAUUUUGUAGAAUGAAGAUGGUGGUGUUUUUAAGUUGAAGGAAAUAGGCUAAACAUGAAAUUCUGGAUGAGUAAAUAACCAAAGAAUGCAAUUACUAAUGUCUGGUGACUGUAUUAUUUUAAGGAAAUAAAAAGUUUAACUUUAUACAAAGAAGCUGAGCUAGGCAAACUCAAGGAGGAGAAAAUUCUUAAACAUGAUUUUUUGCCCAGUUUAUUAAAUUUUGAAAGGUUACUAUUCGAAUCACAUUAGGAAAAAUAAAGACAGAGUAAGUAAACUCUUAAGAAAACUCAAGCUGUUUUUGGAUUUAAAUGGUAUUUUCAUUAAAAAAAAAAAAUCUCAAUUGUUCACAUAAUCGCAUCUUCAAAUGGAAAGCUUACCUGGCUCCCUAGCGUGCAGCACACAAGGAGCCUACGGGACACAGACAAGCCAGUCCAACACGUGGUAAGCUGGUCUCUCUUCCCAUUUUAAUAUAACCAAAGGCUAUGGGGCGUUCGGGGGGCGUGAAGGAGAAAGGAAGAAAACAGUAGAAGUUCUAAGAAAGAUGGAAUUAAGAGCUCUCAGAAGACGAGUGAGUUGAAGGAAUUGAUACACCUGACCAAUUAUCACUGGGAGACAGUGGUAGUAUUACUGACAACCAACCUGCCUCUCUAAAGAGUGUACAGGGGCUGGCCCCGUGGCUUGGCGGUUAAGUGCGUGCGCUCCACUACUGGCGGCCUGGGGUUUGGAUCCCGGGCGUGCACUGAUGCACUGCUUGUCCGGCCAUGCUGAGGCGGCGUCCCACAUACAGCAACUAGCAGGAUGUGCAACUAUGACAUACAACUAUCUACUGGGGCUUUGGGGAGAAAAGGGGAAAAAAUGGAGGAGGAUUGGCAUGGAUGUUAGCUCAGGGUUGAUCUUUCUCACACACAAAAAAAAGAGUGUAUAAAGGGUGAAAUAUUAGAGCAGAAACAGAAACCAAUGAAACACUUAAAAGCAGUGUGAGGAGGAGAAAACUGGUUGAUUUAACCUAGAUCUAGACGUCCAGUGUGGACUGUUCUGUUUACACCAGCAUCUGCUGGCACAGCAGCACGUCUCAUCUGACUCUGUAAUGACUCGGAGGGGAGAAGGCAGGUGCAGACUGGUGUCCACACGAGUCCCGGGACCCCUGCCACAGGCUACAGCCUGGCCGCUCAAUUUCUUUGAUGUCAAGUAAUUCGGGCUUCAAAAGAAGUCAAAAACCGAUGGUGGCAUUUUCAAAUGUUGCUGUAAGCACUAUAACAUUGGCCACAAAAUGUCUGACCACUGAGGAAUCGGGCGUUUUGUGUAGUACGAGAGAAGGCUACGAACCUCAAGGUGGUUUUAUUUAAGCCAAAAAAAAAAAAUCUUGAGCAAGACACAUAUAUACAAUUUAUUAAAAACACAUGAACACAUUAAAAUCUCACUAUUUAUACAAUCUACAUUCUAGCAACAUAUACAGACACCGAGUGCCGACAGUACACACCGAGGUAAGAAAAGUCCGUCCGGGAGACUAGCACUGCCGCUCGGGCCGCUUUUCUUCCAACACGUAUUUCAAUACACGUCUGGUUUCCACCCUCCCCAGUGUGGAAACAGGAGGAGGGGAUGAAGAAGAAACUCGGCACAAACUGGAUUAGAGGAUUGGUGCCACAGGUGACCUAAAGUGUUUAAUAACCAUCCAACUCUUAUUUAGAUUUUGCAGUUUAGGGACUUCAAGUUCAGAACCGAAAGGCAGAGCUAACAGGUAAUUUUUUUAGGUAGAGCUUCCUUGAUUUCUCUUAAGAGAGUUUAAAAAGCUUUCACUGUCCCACAGCAUCUACUGGUUCUUUCUAACUGUCUCAUUUGACACGGUGUUCUACAGCCCUCUUGCUCUCCCGGUGACAAUGAAGUUCAAGCUCUCUCUCUUUCCAGGGAAUCUCGGCCACAUUCGUAUUUAGAUGAGCUCACUUUCUGCUCCCUCCUGGGGGGAGGGCAAGUGUAUACAUAAUGUCAUAAUUUCAAUUUCUGUAUAAAUUCUCUACUCGAACCAUUUCAUCAGCAAAUAAACCCAUUGUUCAAUGCAAAGUGCAAAUAGUGAAACAUGAACUUAAAUAACUGGACCAGACCCUGCACAUACAAGAGGGUCUAUUUAGAUUUACAGCUUUUAAUAAAAUAUAAAUCAGCAUUCACAAUAUCUUAUCUCUAACUGUGCUAGCUCCUAAGAUCAAGUAACAGUGAAGUCAGUGUAAUUUCAUGAAACCUGUACGGGCCAUACUUGCUGCACUGCUGUCUAUUUUUAUAAUUAACAGGAAAAAAAUCAAAUCCAAUGAACCAGUGACUUAAGUCUUUUACAUGUUUCAAAGAAAAAAAAUUCAAGGGAAUUUUGUAAAAAAUGGUUACUUUCACAUUUUCAGUUGUUACUCGAUUGUCUCCAAAGCUGUGUAUAUAUCAGACAUAUAAACAUAGUAAAAAAAAUAACAAAACCAAAACUCUAACAUGAAAACAAACCAA